AUGGCAAUAGCAAGCACCUUGGAUCAAUCUACAACCGCCUACAAGCCCUUGAAGGAUCAUCUCAUGCCAACUUACAAGAGAGAGAGGAGUCCAACACCCAACCACCCUCCCUUUUAUUGCAAUGCCAUCACAAGAAGAAGCACUACUCAAGUCCAUGAGGACAAUGAAGAAGAAGAAAGAGAGUAUGAGGAACAAUUGAAUGAUGAAGAUGAAGAGCAGAGCAUCGACAUCAAUGCUUCCCCAAAACAGAGCAUGGAUACACCUAGCCCUAGAGACCCUCGUUUCUCACCAAGAAGUCAAGCUUCUACACUUCCAAGAUUGGAAGCAAUGCAAAGACCAUCACCACCUACUGAAGAAGAAGAUACUUGGCAGUAUGAUCCCAUUGAUCCCAACAAGAUAAGCCCCAUGAAGCUUAAAGAGUUCAAUGCUAAGGUGAAAUCACUUCCAUUCUAUGUCACUUUUGAAGAAGCUUGGGAUAAACAUGGUCUAGUGGAGUUCUUUUUCACAACUAGUGAAAACAAAGAAGAGAUACACCAACUUUUCAGGAAGGCUCGAUUUCCCCUUGCCCCUCAUGCAGUCAAUCAACCACCAUCACCACCAUCAUCACCACCACCCAAGUGGUAUGUCAAUUCCAUAUCAAGAGAGAAGCUUGCUGAGUUCAAUCAGUUUGUCCAAACUCUUCCAGCCAGCAUGUCUUCCAAACAAGCUUGGCGCCACUACCCAUUCACCACCUUUCUUCCACAACUGCAAGGAGACACCUGA
This is a messenger RNA of Microthlaspi erraticum, 762 nucleotides long. The record is from the annotation of a GenBank genome assembly. Lineage: Eukaryota; Viridiplantae; Streptophyta; Magnoliopsida; Brassicales; Brassicaceae.